This is a messenger RNA of Apiotrichum porosum, 957 nucleotides long. RefSeq names its product syntaxin (gene SSO2). Gene Ontology annotation, biological process: vesicle fusion; intracellular protein transport; exocytosis. The record is from RefSeq and is a predicted model, not a curated record. Gene Ontology annotation, molecular function: SNARE binding; SNAP receptor activity. The transcript has 5 exons. Bases 1 to 957 code for a protein of 318 amino acids. Gene Ontology annotation, cellular component: endomembrane system; SNARE complex; plasma membrane. NCBI's taxonomy places the organism in Eukaryota, Fungi, Basidiomycota, Tremellomycetes, Trichosporonales, Trichosporonaceae.
AUGGCUCGUGACCGCCUCCAAAACUCUGGUAUCAACUAUGGUGACCACUCGGCACCUGGUAGCAACCCCUAUGCCCAGGCCCAGCAGCAGUCGUACCCUCCCCAGCAGCAGUAUGACCAGUACGCGCAGGUCCCGCAGGCCUACAGCCCCGUUGGCGGCAACUACCCAAUGACCGAGACUGGCGGUGGUGUUGGCGGCGGUGACUUCUGGUCGCAGCUGACCGACACCAACAACCUCCUGGCCCAGCUUGAGCAGGAGAUCCAGGCUGUGCGCAACGGCCACCAGCAGAGCCUCAACUCUAGCGACCCCAACGCCAUUGCCAACGUCGACAGGCUGUCGGACCAGGCCAAGAGCACCCGCGAGCAGUGCAAGCUCGCCAUCAAGUCGCUCGCCAAGCAGUCCAAGGGCAACAAGCAGUUCAAGCAGCAGGUCGACACUGCCAACAACCGCUUCCGUGGCCUGCUCCAGGAGCACCAGCAGGUUGAGAAGGAGUACCGCAAGAAGACCCGCGACCGUGCCGAGCGCCAGUACAAGAUUGUCAAGCCCGACGCGACCCCCGAGGAGAUCAAGGACGUCAUUGACAGCGACAACCCGCAGGUCUUCGCCCAGGCCCUCCUCAACACCAACCGCUACGGUGCUGCCCGCGGCGCGUACCGCGAGGUCCAGGAGCGUCAUGCCGAGAUCCAGAAGAUUGAGAAGACCAUGACCGAGCUCGCUCAGAUGUUCAACGAGAUGGCCAUGCUCGUCGAGCAGCAGAACGAGGCUAUUGCCGACGUCGAGAACCAGACCCAGCAGGUCAACACGGACAUCCAGCGCGGUAACACCCAGCUUGACUCUGCGGUGAACAAGGCUCGCGCUGCCAGGAAAAAGAAGAUCAUCUGCCUGAUCAUCUGCAUCCUCAUCAUUUGUAUCAUUGCGCUUGUCGUGGGUCUCUACUACGGUCUUAAGGGGAAGUAA